CCCUGCUUUCUGUCUUGGUGUACCUGUCCCAAAGUGCAGGGAUGAAUCCUGUGUGAGGUGUAUUUUCUGCCUGCCUGGUUGAUUUUUGGGGAGCAGAUGUGAUCUGGGUGUGACAGGGAAUCUGCCCAGCCUUGCUGGGUGAACAGACUCAAACCACUGGUUCAUGGAGAGAUGGAAGAGUAACAGUGGAUAAAUCCCAACAUGAUGUCAAUGACAGACAGCACCUGCUCUGCCCUCUCCAACAUCCCAGAGCAUCUUUCCUUUCCUUAUGACACGACAGGAGUGUCCUAGAGCUCAGUUUCUUUCUGACACCACCCAUGGCCUGCACAAGUGAUCUGCCUCCCCCUUCCUUCCCACCCAGCAGGGGAUCCCAGCUCCUCACCCAGCUUUGACACCUCUUUGGCUCUGGGCUCCUGUUGUAUUGCACAAACAGCAACAGGCUCCCAACCUCCUCAAUGAGCUUCAGCCCCUUUGAAUGGAGCCCCUGCUCCUCCCAGCCUGUUUUAAUGAAAUCCUUGUCCCCCCAGCUCUGAUUCCCCCAGUCCCCUUUAGUGGCAUCCCCAGAGCUGCUGUUAAGCCAGACCCUACAGCCCAUCCAGGCCCUGGCCUGGGGCCUGCCUGCCCUGUGCCCAGCCCAGUCCCUGUUGUGGUGUGGGCCUGCUCCCCACUGCUCCUGCAGGGAUGCCAUCACUGGAACGGAUGGGAUGAGAUGGGUUCUGCCUAGGGACAUAUCUUGGGGCCAUCCCAUGGGCUGUGCAGGGCACUGGGCUCAGAGCAGUCUCAAGUGUGUGAGACGAAGGGGCAUGAGGAUGAAUGUGAUCCCACAAACAUCAGGGGGCUGCAGGGCCCUGAAUUUGGGGUGACCCUGCAGAGCAUGUGGGGCCACAGGGCUUUACAGCUCCAAAGGCUGUAAGGCUGUGGGGGCCUUGGAGCCCCUGACUGGGGCAGUCCUUCAGUGAGUCUAGCUGGUGCAUAGGAUGCAGGGGACUCUUCCAGCACACUUUGCAUGGUUUAGUACCCAAAAAUGCCAUCUGGGUGCUCCCCUGAGCAGCAAGAGUCACCUUGUUUUUCCGGUUCUGCCAGGAAGUGGGUGCAGGGCAGAGCACGCCACACAGCCCAGCCCUGCAUUGGGCUGCACCCUGAGCUCGGAUUUGGUAUCCUAAAAGCCAAGGGUUCCCUUCCUUCUGUAUCCAGGAUGCUGCAUCGCACCAUUCACCUUUUCCGGAAGGAACUCCGGCUCCAUGACAACCCAGUGCUGCUGGCUGCCCUGGAGUCCUCAGAGGCCCUGUACCCCGUGUACAUCCUGGACAGAGUAUUCCUGACCUCCUCCAUGCACAUUGGGGCCCUGCGCUGGAAUUUCCUGCUCCAGUCCCUUGAGGAUCUUCACAAAAACUUGGGUCAGAUGGGCUCCUGCUUGCUGGUUAUUCAAGGGGAGUAUGAGAUUGUUCUUAGGGAUCACAUCCGGAAGUGGAAUAUCACACAAGUGACGCUGGAUGCCGAGAUGGAGCCAUUUUACAAGGAGAUGGAGGCCAACAUCCAGCGCCUGGGGGCAGAGCUGGGCUUUGAGGUGCUCUCCCUGGUGAGCCACAGCCUGUACAAUACCCAGCGGAUUUUGGACCUAAAUGGUGGGAGUCCCCCAUUAACUUACAAGAGGUUCCUUCACAUUCUGUCUUUGCUUGGUGACCCUGAGGUGCCUGUCCGAAACCUCACAGCUGAAGACUUCCAGAGAUGUAGGGCCCCUGACCCAGGCCUGGCUGAGUGUUACAGGGUGCCUCUCCCUGUGGAUUUGAAGAUUUCCCCAGAGAGCCUUUCCCCUUGGAAAGGAGGGGAGACUGAAGGGCUGCAGCGCCUGGAGCAACAUUUGACUGACCAGGGCUGGGUAACAAGUUUUACUAAAUCAAGGACAAUCCCAAACUCACUGCUUCCAAGCACCACAGGCCUGAGCCCAUAUUUCAGUAUGGGCUGUCUGUCAGUUCGGACUUUUUUUUAUAGGUUGUCAAACAUUUAUGCUCAGGCAAAGCACCACUCUCUGCCCCCAGUGUCACUCCAAGGGCAGCUGUUGUGGAGGGAAUUCUUCUAUACAGUAGCAUCAGCAACCCCCAACUUCACCCAGAUGGCUGGGAACCCCAUCUGCCUCCAGAUCUGCUGGUACAAGGACGCAGAAAGGCUCCACAAAUGGAAAAUGGCACAGACGGGGUUCCCAUGGAUCGAUGCCAUUAUGACCCAGCUGCGCCAGGAAGGCUGGAUCCAUCACCUGGCUCGGCAUGCUGUCGCCUGCUUCCUGACACGAGGGGACCUUUGGAUCAGCUGGGAAGAGGGAAUGAAGGUGUUUGAAGAGCUGCUUUUAGAUGCUGACUACAGCAUCAACGCUGGGAACUGGAUGUGGCUGUCAGCCAGCGCCUUCUUCCAUCAGUACAAACGGAUCUUCUGCCCCGUCCGCUUCGGGAAGCGCACGGACCCCCAGGGCGACUACAUCAGGAAAUAUUUGCCCAUACUAAAGAACUUUCCCUCCAAGUACAUCUAUGAGCCCUGGACAGCAUCUGAAGAGGAGCAGAAGCAAGCAGGAUGUAUCAUAGGUCAGGAUUACCCCUUCCCCAUGGUGAACCACAAGGAAGCCAGCGACCACAAUCUGCAGUUGAUGAAACAGGUCAGAGAGGAGCAGCACAGAACAGUCCAGCUUACAAGAGCAUCCUCCUGCCUGCUGCAGAAAUGCCUUCCCGAAACCAGAUCUCCUCCACCUGCCCUGACUCCCCAGCCUCAGGUUGGCUAUGUGUGUCUACAAGGUGCAGAAAUCUCUGCAGCUCUGCCCAUUCCUCUUGUAAACCAGAGCAUUCUUAUUUGUCCUUGGUACCAUGAUCUGCCCUAUGCCAUAGCAGAAAUUGAGAUUCCCACUGAGCACAAACCUCUGGAGAGGUGAGUUGUUCCAAGAAAUUUACCUUUUGGCAUGGUUUUCUGCAUUGCUUAACCCUAUGGAUAACAAACAGGUAGUUAUCAGGUAAGGCUAGAACAUUCAAACUGUGCUGAGCCUGAAGUACUUAAUUAAUUAGGUAUUUCCAGUCACACAGAUGUGUCACUUAUGGCACCUGUGCUCUUAAAAUUGAAAUCCCAGGACCUGUGCUGAGCUCAGAGGAAUCCUUCACAGUAAAACAUGGAAUCUCAGCCUGGUUUGAGUGGGAAAUUGAUUUAUUAAAAAAAUGUGGAUAUUGAUCUAUUACCGAUAUCCAACUGUGAUGGACAAAAACUCUCUAACAGUUUAAAGUUAGAAAGUGUAUGUUGAUUACAACGCCGGGCAGCGUGCGGGAUAGCUCCCAAAUACACACCACAAUUUACAGGUGAUUACAGAGUCCUUUUAGCCAUACAAGUAUUGAAUACCCAAAAUACAAAUACAUGUUCAUAACUUUGGUACAUCCCAUUCCCUGCUUCGUAUGGUAGUUAGUUCAAAAGCUAUUAAGCAUGCAUAGUGUGUUCCUUGAAAUGGUCAGUGGUUCCUUUCAUGGGGAGGGGUCCCAAAAUGAGGAAGUAAAUGAAGUCUUCCUCAUUCUGACCUUUCCACCUUUUCAAUGCAAAUAUGACAAAUGAGCCCUCAGUAGAACUCCCAUUCCCUGUGUUCAGUUGGUUUCAGAACAGAGGAGGCCCACAAUUAUCUUAUGUUCCUAAAAGCUAUUUGUCAGUUUCUAUAUUCUUCAUUAUAAACCCAGCUGACCAAACAUUAUGUUGACAAUCAAUCAUUUAUUAGUUAACUACUAAAUCUUAACUUCAUCAGGGCCUACCUAUUUAUUUUAAUUAACUCCAAUAAAGUUUAUCUCUAACUAAAAUCUUAGCUCCUCUAAAAUCUCUGAAUUCCUUAAAGUUCAUGUCUCAAAAGGACUUUAAAGCUCAUCCAGUUUCCAUGCCCUGCCAUGGACAGGAACACCUUGCACUAUCCCAGGUUUUUCCAAACCCUGUCCAGCCUGGCCUUGGACACUUCCAGGGAUCCAGGAGCAGCCACAGCUUCUCUGGGCACCCUGUGCCAGGGCCUCAACAACCUCACAGAGAAGAAUUUCAUCCCAGUGUCCCAUCUAACUCUGUCCUCUAGCAAUGGGAAGCCAUUCUCCCUUGUCCUGUGACUCCAGGCACUUGUCCCACAUCCCUCUCCAGCUCUCUUGGAGCCCCUUUAGGAAGGGUCUGUCAGGUCUCCCUGGAAGCCUUCUCCAGGCUGAACAUUCCUAGCUCUCCCAGCCUGGCUCCAUAAUGGAAUUUAAGUGACAAAAUACCUUUCUAUUUAACAGUGGCCCACAGCAGCCUCUCUAUAUUAUAGAAACCCAACAUGCAGCAGCUGAGGGGAAUCUUAACUGUUCCUUCAUUCACCCCUUUGAUCUGAGGGAAUUAAUUGUUCCAAACCCUGGAAUGGAUACCUAUUAAUGUGUCCAUGAGGUCGCACACUGGAAUAGUACAGAUAUAACCACUGUAUGCUGGCAGUUCUUCCAGCAGCCCUGUGGUAGGGACUGAAUGUUGGGAAAGCCAAAAUUUUGAGAGUCCCUGACUCCAAGCCUUAUCCCAAUACCCAUCUUAAUAUGAAAACCAGCUCAUACAGGGGAGCAGAUAUUGGAAUGGAGUAAGGGAUGGGACUUGGAACAGUCUGGAAGGUGUCCCUGCCCAUGGCAUGGGGUGGAAUGAAAUGAGUUUUAAGGCCCCUUCCAACCCAAAUCAUCCUGGGAUUUCAUGAUUCUUGUUGCCUAUGAUGAGAAGCAUUUUCUGAUACUUUGUAUCUUCACCUGACUGAAGUCAGAGCAGACUUUGCAAACUUUAAUCCUUCUUUAUUUCUU
Messenger RNA from Motacilla alba alba, 4805 nucleotides. RefSeq names its product cryptochrome-1-like. Gene Ontology annotation, molecular function: DNA binding; FAD binding. NCBI's taxonomy places the organism in Eukaryota, Metazoa, Chordata, Aves, Passeriformes, Motacillidae. Bases 1025 to 2917 code for a protein of 630 amino acids. The transcript has 11 exons. Gene Ontology annotation, cellular component: nucleus; cytoplasm. Gene Ontology annotation, biological process: circadian regulation of gene expression; entrainment of circadian clock by photoperiod. The record is from RefSeq and is a predicted model, not a curated record.